This is a messenger RNA of Maniola jurtina (meadow brown), 985 nucleotides long. Its product is annotated as kallikrein-11-like. The transcript is spliced from 2 exons. NCBI's taxonomy places the organism in Eukaryota, Metazoa, Arthropoda, Insecta, Lepidoptera, Nymphalidae. Gene Ontology annotation, molecular function: serine-type endopeptidase activity. Gene Ontology annotation, biological process: proteolysis. The record is from RefSeq and is a predicted model, not a curated record. The coding region runs from base 17 to 904 and encodes 295 amino acids.
CAAACACGUCAAACCAAUGCUCCACAUUUUCUCUCCAAAACCCAUAAUGAAAGCAGCAUGUAUAAUCUUGACGAUUAUAAUCUUAGUGGCCAUCAUGGCGGUGUGCGUGAUGGUGAAGUUUGCCACGGACAUCACUGUGGAAGAGAGGAAGCGAGACUUGAUGCCCGGCGCGGGUGUCUACCAGGUCGCCAAGUCCAUUGCCGUGCUUGCCUUGAGCGACAACUAUAGCCUACCCAUCGCUGAGAGAUUUCCCUACGUGGCAGCAAUAGCAAGGAACUCCUCAAACUCCUGGUCAUUUUCCUGUUUCGCUAGCGUCAUUUUGGUCAAAUGGGUGGUAACCUCCGCCCAUUGUAGAAGAAAAGACGCAACCCACAGAGUUCUACUCUUGAAUGAUUUCGCACGAAACAUAAGCAGAACUCUUCCUAUCCUAUACUGGAGGAUCCACGAAAAAUUCAAUAUUAACAACACCGUCCCUUUACAUGAUAUUGCUGUUGCCAAAUUCAGUAUGGAUGAUAACAUUGGUAACCCUUUAACGAUCAAACCCUCAACGUUUGAUGAUAAGCGAGUUGAACAAUUAGAAGUUAGUAUUUGGAAGACAGUGUCGACUAUGGAUAGAAAAAUUUACCUUAUCAAUGAUUUUGAUAAAUUCGAUGUAAAAAUUGCUUCACCAAGCAAUUGCUAUGAGAGUUACGGUAUACAAGUUAAUGUUAGUAUGAUUUGUAUAGAUUUAUCCGAUUAUGAAGAUUGUUUCGUACACGAAUUUGGACCUUUAUACAAUAAGGAUAAGGUCGUUGGUAUUUUGACAGCGAAACCAAAGGACUGUGAGAUGAAAUUCGCUGUAUUUACGAAUGUGUCUUAUUACGCUGCUUGGAUUUUGAAGUCGACUCACGCGACUACUAUUUGAGAUUUAUAAUGGGUUAGAAGAUGUCUUCUGGCACCGUCCAUUUAAAAACCGGCCAAGUGCGAGUCGGGCCUCGCUCUUAUA